Rosa chinensis is the source of this 1500-nucleotide messenger RNA. Its product is annotated as MDIS1-interacting receptor like kinase 2. Gene Ontology annotation, biological process: protein phosphorylation. Gene Ontology annotation, molecular function: ATP binding; protein kinase activity; protein binding. The coding region runs from base 1 to 1500 and encodes 499 amino acids. The transcript is spliced from 4 exons. The record is from RefSeq and is a predicted model, not a curated record. NCBI's taxonomy places the organism in Eukaryota, Viridiplantae, Streptophyta, Magnoliopsida, Rosales, Rosaceae.
AUGGCAGGAAGCAACCUUACCGGCAGCAUACCGCCUGAAAUUGGCAAUGCAACCCAAAUUCAUGAGCUUGAUCUUUCUUCAAAUCGUUUGGUAGGGGUGAUUCCAAAGGAAUUUGGGAAAUUGUCUUCUUUGGUGAAACUGAUGUUGAACGACAAUCAACUUUGGGGUCAUAUACCUUCGAAGUUUGAUUCACUGAAUAAUCUUGAAUACAUUGACCUAUCCACCAACAAACUGAAUGGGUCAAUUCCAAAUAUUGCUAUUAGAUUUCGUAGAUUUCUCAAUCUGAUUAAACAUCCUUUUGUGGAGGGUCCUAUACCCAAAAAUAAAGCAUUUCAAGAUGCUCCCUUGGAAGGGAAUAUAGUAUUGUGUGGCAAUGUAAUAGGACUCCAGCCCUGCAAUCCUUCUGUGGAUAACAAGCAUAAGUCAACAAAGGAUCAAAAAUUUGUUUUCAUAAUCAUAUUCCCUAAAUUGGGAGCACUUUUACUUGCUUUCCUUGGAAUUUCUUUGGUUAGAAGAACGAGAAUAAACGAGCGGGACACAAAGCAGAACAAUAUGCAGCAUGAAGAAAUUUUUUCCAUAUCUGAUUUUGAUGGAAGAAGAAUGUACGAAGAAAUCAUCAAGGUAACCAGUGAUUUCAAUGUUGUAUAUUGCAUUGGAAAGGGAGGAUCCGGAAGUGUUUGCAAGGCAAAGCCGGUAUCAGGCAGCGUAGUUGCAGUGAAGAAACUCCACCCAAUACUUGACGGUGAGGAGGCCCCUCGGAAGGAAUUCCUUAGCGAAAUAAGGGCACUAGUGGAGAUACGGCACCAGAACAUUGUGAAACUUCGUGGUUUUUGUUCACAUUGCUGUCACUCUUUUUUGGUCUAUGACUAUCUAGAAAAAGGUAGCUUGGCUUCAAUCUUGAGCAAAGACUGCGAAGCUGACAAACUGGACUGGAGCACAAGGGUGAGGAUUGUGAAAGGUGUAGCUCAUGCCCUGUCUUAUAUGCAUCAUGAUUUCUCUCCACCUGUUGUGCAUCGAGACAUAUCAAGCAAAAACAUACUGCUCGAUUACGAAUAUGAGCCCGUUGUUUCAGACUUUGGCACUGCUAAGCUUUUAAAUCCAGACUCAUCCAAUUGGACUGCUGGGGCAGGCACGUAUGGCUACAUAGCACCAGAGCUUGCUUACACAACAAAGGUUACCGAGAAAUGUGAUGUUUAUAGCUUUGGGGUGCUGGCAAUGGAAGUGAUAAUGGGAAAGCAGCUGGCUGAUUUCAUGUCCUCCUUUUCGACUCCAUCUGCCAACAGAGAUGUAUUGCUAAAUGAUGUUUUGGACCAACGCCUCCCCCCUCCUACACCAAAUAUUGAGAAUGAACUGAUAACAAUUGCAAGGCUAGCAAUUGCAUGCAGACAUUCCCAUCCACAAUCCAGGCCAACAAUGCACAUGGUUUCUCAAGCUUUAUCUUCUCAACCUGCAAAUUCCUCUAGACUACCAGAGAUUACUCUUGAACAACUCCUUAAUUAG